AUGGAGACUGGCGCCGGUCCACACCCGCUGCGCCGGUUCGUCUGCCUGAUGCCACUCUGCCUUGCUCUGCUUCUGGGACCUGGGCGGCCCGGGACCGCCGAGGAAGUUAUCCUCCUGGACUCCAAAGCCUCCCAGGCUGAAUUGGGCUGGACGGCACUGCCAAGUAACGGGUGGGAGGAGAUUAGUGGCGUGGACGAACAUGACCGUCCCAUCCGCACCUACCAAGUAUGCAACGUGCUCGAGCCCAACCAGGACAACUGGCUACAGACUGGCUGGAUCAGCCGUGGCCGUGGGCAGCGCAUCUUCGUGGAACUGCAGUUCACGCUGCGCGACUGCAGCAGCAUCCCUGGCGCUGCGGGCACCUGCAAAGAGACCUUCAACGCUUACUACUUGGAAACCGAGGCGGACCUGGGGCGUGGGCGUCCCCGCCUAGGAGGCAACAGACCCCGCAAGAUUGACACAAUCGCAGCUGAUGAGAGCUUCACGCAGGGUGACCUAGGGGAACGCAAGAUGAAGCUGAACACAGAGGUGCGUGAGAUUGGCCCCCUCAGCCGUCAAGGCUUCCACCUGGCGUUCCAGGAUGUGGGUGCAUGCGUGGCACUGGUCUCGGUUCGUGUCUACUACAAGCAGUGCCGCGCCACAGUGCGGGGCCUGGCGGCCUUCCCCGCCACAGCAGCCGAGAGUGCCUUCUCCACACUAGUAGAAGUGACUGGAACGUGUGUGUCCCACUCAGAAGGGGAGCCUGGCAGCCCUCCCCGCAUGCACUGCGGCGCCGAUGGCGAGUGGCUGGUGCCCGUGGGCCGCUGCAGCUGCAGUGCAGGAUUCCAGGAACGUGGUGACAUCUGUGAAGCCUGUCCCCCAGGGUUUUUCAAGGUGUCCCCAAGGCGGCCCCUCUGCUCACCAUGCCCGGAGCAUAGCCUGGCUCUGGAGAACGCCUCUACCUUCUGCGUGUGCCAGGACACCUACGCUCGCUCGCCCCACUCGCCUGGUCAACAGUCCCCAUUGCCACCCACAGGCCACGCCCAUAUCUACAAUGAGCCCAAGUGCAUGUCCCGCCCCUCCUGCCUUCACCCUGAUCUUGUGGGCAGUGGGUCCUGGAGGAGCGUCCUACUCUUCUUACUUUCAGCACCCUGGGAAGAGGAUGAGAUCCGAAGGGACCGCGUGGAGCCCCAGAGUGUGUCUCUGUCAUGGCGGGAGCCUGUCCCUGCUGGAACUCCGGGAGCCAAUGGCACAGAGUAUGAGAUCCGCUACUAUGAGAAGGGUCAGAGUGAGCAGACUUACUCCACAGUGAAGACAGGGGCACCGGCUGUCACUGUCACCAACCUGAAGCCUGCCACCAGAUACGUUUUUCAGAUCCGGGCGGCCUCCCCAGGGCCUUCAUGGGAGUCCCAGAGCUUCAACCCAAGUAUUGAAGUGCAGACCCCAGGGGAAGUUGCCUCAGGGUCCAGAGACCAGAGCCCCGCAGUGGUUGUCACUGUUGUGACCAUCUCAGCCCUCCUGGUCCUGGGCUCUGUGAUGAGUGUGCUGGCCAUCUGGAGGAGGCCCUGCAAUGGCAAAGGAAGUGGAGACGCCCACGACGAAGAGGAGCUGUAUUUCCACUUCAAAGUUCCGACACGCCGCACAUUUCUGGAUCCCCAGAGCUGCGGGGACCCACUGCAGGCUGUGCACCUGUUCGCCAAGGAGCUAGAUGCCAAAAGCGUCACCCUGGAGAAGAGCUUGGGAGCAGGCCGAUUUGGGGACCUGUGCUGUGGCUGCCUACAGCUGCCUGGUCGCCAGGAGCUGCCCGUGGCUGUGCACACUCUGAGGGAUGGUUGCUCUGAUUCCCAGAGGCUCAGCUUCCUGGCUGAGGCCCUCACCCUGGGGCAGUUUGACCACAGCCACAUUGUGCGGCUGGAAGGCGUUGUCACCCGAGGAAAACCCUUGAUGAUUGUUACUGAGUACAUGAACCUCGGAGCCCUUGAUGACUUCCUCAGGCAUCACGAGGGGGAGCUGAUGGCUACACAGUUGAUGGCUCUGCUGCCUGGGCUGGCAUCGGCCAUGAAGUAUCUGUCAGAGAUAGGCUAUGUGCAUCGGGGCCUGGCUGCCCGCCGGGUGCUGGUCAGCAGCGGCCUCAUCUGUAAGAUCUCUGGUUUUGGGCGGGGUCCCCGGGACCGAGCUGAAGCUGUCUACACCACCAUGAGUGGCCGGAGCCCAGCGCUCUGGGCAGCUCCCGAGACCAUUCAGUUUGGCCACUUCAGUUCUGCUAGCGACGUUUGGAGCUUUGGCAUUGUCAUGUGGGAGGUGAUGGCCUUUGGGGAGCGGCCCUACUGGGACAUGUCUGGACAAGAUGUGAUCAAGGCUGUGGAGGAUGGCUUCCGGCUGCCACCCCCCAGGAACUGUCCCUCCCCACUGCACCGACUGAUGCUUGACUGCUGGCAGAAAGACCCAGGUGAGCGGCCCAGGUUCUCCCAGAUCCACAGCAUCCUGAGCAAGAUGGGGCAGGAGCCAGAACCCUCCAAGUGUGCUGCGAACACCUGUCUCAGGCCUCCCACCCCACUGGCGGAUCGUGCCUUCUCUACCUUCCCCUCCUUUGGUUCUGUGGGUGCUUGGCUAGAGGCCCUGGACCUGUGCCGCUACAAGGACAACUUCUCUGCAGCUGGCUAUGGGAGCCUAGAGGCUGUGGCUGAGAUGACUGCCCAGGACCUGGGGAGCCUGGGAAUCUCUUCUGCCGAGCAUCGAGAAGCCCUCCUGAGUGGGAUCAGUGCCCUGCAGACUCGAGUGCUGCAGCUACAGGGUCAGGGGGUGCAGGUGUGA
This is a messenger RNA of Cricetulus griseus (Chinese hamster), 2793 nucleotides long. NCBI's taxonomy places the organism in Eukaryota, Metazoa, Chordata, Mammalia, Rodentia, Cricetidae. The record is from RefSeq and is a predicted model, not a curated record.